This is a messenger RNA of Siniperca chuatsi (mandarin fish), 1723 nucleotides long. RefSeq names its product protein NCBP2AS2-like. Bases 1261 to 1626 code for a protein of 121 amino acids. The record is from RefSeq and is a predicted model, not a curated record. Lineage: Eukaryota; Metazoa; Chordata; Actinopteri; Centrarchiformes; Sinipercidae. The transcript has 2 exons.
ACAUUUAACAAUUUUCCUAAACUCUUAACACGCCUAAAACACACAAUUGGUAAAAUGGUUAAUUUCAUGCUCAAAGUCACACAUCGUAAACUAAACCCCCCAAAACUAAAUUUUCAAAAUACAAUAAUAAACUAACAUUAGACACUGUGUCUAACAAAACACUGCAAACAUGUUUUAAAAUCAAAUCAUUUUUCAAAACACGAACACGUGUUCUCUUCCAACAGCAACAUUUAGUCAGUCGUAACAGUGACAGAGAAACACUAUCAGCAGCUGAAACGACAGAAACUGCAGUCUUCUGUGAGUCAGGUCUGCCCUGAUACAGCAGACAGCUGUUAUUGAUCACAGAUUGAGUUCUGCAUCGUAGUUUCUUCUGAAGCCUCUACAUCGUUGUUUCUGUUGGGUUUAGUAAAUGCAGGCAUAUUGUUCCUUUUCCACACGAGAUCAGCCCAAAGAGUUCUUUCAGAACAUGUGAUCAUGCGACUGAAACACCUGAGUGCGGUUCCUGAUGGGAAUCAGCUGCGAUUUAUAUAUUUGCAUAACUGCAAUCAGCUGUUUCUCAUUAGCAGUGGAAUAAAACACAGGGAAUAUAUUUGUGUUUCAGUUCACAGUAUGAACAGCUGUUCGCUUUGACUUUAGCCUGUAUAAGUUACGUUCAGAACACGAUGUUCUCUGUUCUGACAUACAGCUUGAAAGCGUUUGUAAAUCUGACUGUAAAGUUGUUUUGGUCUUUGAGCUCGUGUGUAAAAGAAGUUCAAGGGUUUUAAAUCGGUGUUAACUGUGUGCAUUUUGUAUCAAAGCAACAAGACGUGUGUUAAGUGUUUAGCCUACACAGACGGACGCUGUGCUAAAUGUUCAGAGUUUAGGAAACUUGUUAAAUGUAUUGAAAAAACUGUUACAACAUCACAGGGUUUUAUAGCCAUUCAUUUACUAGAAUAAACCUUUGAAUACCUGAAUAAGAAUUCCUUAAAUAUUUUAUGUAAAUCCCGUAACGCCUUAAACUCAUUAAUGAUUUCAGAUUAAUUAUAUAUUAAGUUCAGGGAAAGCCGUGAACCUCUUUAAGUGUACUUAAAAGUUUAAAAAACAUUUCAAAAGUCCUUAAUUAGGAGUUUAGUAGCCACAGAUAAAUAAAUCUGAUCAAAGUAAACACCUUCAUCCAGGUUGGUGUGUUUUUAUGGGUACAUUUAGGAUUAAUACAGGGGAUUUUAAUUCUUCCGGAAGUUGACUUCAGGUUUUAUUUUAAGAGACACCACCGGAAGUAGCAUGUAUAACUCUCCUAACUUAACACAGCAGGUGUGUCGUGACGUCACCAUGGUCCUCAGGUACCUCCUGUCCGCUCUGAUUAACAAAGCUCAGGUUGUGGAGAAACUGUCCGAGUCUCUUCCGGUCCGCAGCGCGGCUCGGCUCGCAGCCCGGGCCGUGCUGAGGGCGCAGCAGGCCGGCAGGGACGCCGCGGGCCGGGCGCUGAAGUCCCGGACGGUCCGGCAGAUCCGACAGGAGGCCGCGGAGGCUCCGGGAGGGCUGGGAGAGCUGAGCCGGAAGGCCCGGAGGAUCCGAGACUCCCUGCUGGAGGACGUUAAGGACGGUGUUAAUGACGCGUCCCGACAGAUCAAACACAAGAGGAAAUGAUGAUACAUCCACCAGGAACUAUCAAAAACUAAGUGAUGGACAAAAAGAUAUUUUGAAUGAAACAAUGUGAAAAUAUCAUUAAAAAUGUCUGACUUUA